This is a messenger RNA of Aspergillus pseudotamarii, 1662 nucleotides long. RefSeq names its product major facilitator superfamily domain-containing protein. The record is from RefSeq and is a predicted model, not a curated record. Gene Ontology annotation, biological process: transmembrane transport. The transcript is spliced from 3 exons. Gene Ontology annotation, molecular function: transmembrane transporter activity. Bases 1 to 1662 code for a protein of 553 amino acids. NCBI's taxonomy places the organism in Eukaryota, Fungi, Ascomycota, Eurotiomycetes, Eurotiales, Aspergillaceae.
AUGGCCUCUACAGGCGCACCCCCACCUUACUCAAUAAACAACAGUACUUCGACCCAUAAAACUGAGACUUCGUCUUUUGAGUGUAUUGGUUCAACAGGAGACAACUUAGAAUCACAAAGAUGGGCUGAACAGCCCGUGGAGUCGAGUGUUGGGGAAGGGAUUGAACCUUUGUGGAAACCAAGUCUUGUGGACUGGUUGACUAUUUUGAUGCUACUACUGCUCUCCAUGAUGAUCACUAUAGAUGGCACAAUCUUGGCGUCCAUAUUACCGUCCCUGACGGCGUCACUGAAGAUGAGCUCAGCGGAUGCAUUUUGGUGUGGAACGGGAUACCUACUGUCAUGCGCCAUCACGCAACCCUACUUCACCACACUGUCUGGGUUCGUACAACGUCGGUGCCAAAUGCUUCUAGCAUUGGGGCUGUUCACUGCUGGGACUCUGAUAUGCUGUCUUUCGAAGCAUUUUGCACAAAUGAUCUCUGGCCGUGUGAUCCAAGGUAUCGGUGCAGGCGGUGUAGCGUCGGGGUCUUUUAUAUUACUAGCAGACCUCGUACCGCUCAGAGAGCGGCCUAUGUACUGUGGUCUUGUGGUUCUAUUUGGCGCAGUUGGUGCAGUGAUAGGACCGCUUCUUGGGGGGUUAUUUAUCGACCAUCUGAACUGGCGGUGGGCGUUCUAUAUCAACUUUCCGUUUCUCCUUGUCAUAUUUGGGCAACUAAUUUUCGUACCUCUGCCCCUACAACAUACACAGGAAUCUACCCAUCGAAUUGGGUCUCUCGAUUGGGCUGGUGGCGUACUAUUUCUCACAAGUGCGGGAAGCUUUCUUAUCGGUUUAAGCUGGGGUGGUGUUCAAUAUCCAUGGAACAGCUGGAAAACCUAUGUUCCUAUUAUUCUGGGAGGUCUGGGACUCAUUGCAACUAUGUUCUGGGAAGGAUAUAUGACCCCUAACCCAAUUCUCCAUAUCCACUUAUUCAAAAGCGUCCGGCAAAUUUCCGCCUAUAUAUUGGUCUUCUUCCACGGCUUUCUGAACUUGAGCGAGCUAUAUUGCAUCCCAAUCUACUUUCAAUCGGCCAAGCUCCGGAGUGCGACCAGCGCUAGUAUUACCUUGAUACCUAUUACAGCUGCAAUUCUACCAGCCGCAGCCGUUACAGGAAUUUUAAUUACAAGAUUUGGCUAUAUUCACUGGCCACUGUGGCUGUCGUGGAUAAUCACAGUUAUAGCCACCGGCUGCCUUAUCUCAUGGGAUACAAGUACAACUACAGUGCAAUGGGCUCUCAACCUUGUAGCUGUUGGCGUCGGUCAUGGUAUCACCCUGUCUUCUCUGAAUUCAUGUGUACAAGUUCUGGCAGACCCAAAAGACACGAGCUAUGCCUUCGCGAUGUACGCCUUUGUCCGUACAAUAGGAAUGUGCGUCGGAGUGCCAGUGGGUGGCACAACAUUCAGCAAUAGGUUGAAGUUCCACGCUCACAACCUGGGACUCCCUGCUGAGAUAGGAGGGAAUAUGGUGGGAGCUAUUGAUGCUUUUAAAGAUAUGACGGCUACUGCAGAGCAGGUGGAGGUUUUCAAACUCGCAUAUGCCAGGGCAUUCCGCAACGUGGCCGAAGCUCUGACAGGAAUUGCUGUACUAGGUCUUAUUGUUUCGGUGUUUGUUCGGCGUGUCAGACUCUAA